CCGCUAUUACGAUACAAUAUCAUACAUGUAGACGACGCGUUACGCGACCGCGCCGCAGAUCACCGGUGACCGGCGGACGAACGAUCGCGUGCGUCGUGUAUGCGAGUCUCUCUCGAGUACGCGUUUCGCGAUCGCAUGUGUCAGUGAUAUCGGUGUGUGUGUGAGUGUGUGUCUGCCGCCGCGAAUUUGACGACGAGUGAACGUGCCGCGCCAUAAGUUCGCGCGCGCCAAAGUUUCACCCGACGCCCUUUGUGAUAAAUUUAACCGUUUAAUUUUUUUUUUUCAUUCCUAUCACCCCCCCAAUUCGAAGCGGUUUAUUUAUCCGUUUUCGCGGGUCCCGUCUCCCCAGUGCUCGCGUAACACCGUCGAAUGUAUAAUAUAUAUAGAUACAUCUAGGCACAGGUACAUACCUGUACUUACACUCGAACCGUCGCCCGCUGUGCGGAUAAUAUUCGUCUGCCUCCACGUCGUCGCCCGGAUAAUGAAAACCUCGCUCUGUCUGUCAUUAGUGGAGUGGAGAAUUUUGAAGAUUAGUUAAGCACGCCAUCCAGAUGGUGAUCAAAGUUAUGGCUGGUAAAUGAAAGUGCGAAUGGGGUGCACAUGGGUUGCGCGUCUAGUAGUAAAGACGUCUUCAAAUAUCGUCAUAACGCGAUUGAAAAAAAUAAUACUGUUACAUUGGACCGUCUUUUACAUGAUCAAACAGCCAAUACAGAAUUAUGGAAUGCAGAACAUACAGUGAGCAAUAACGACAUAGCGAGUAGGAGUAGAUUACUGAAUAACCUGCCAGAAAUGUGGGACAAUUGUUGUAGAAGGAGUGGAUCUGCGUCCGACUUGUCAAGGGACACAGUAGAUGCAUAUUCACCAAUAAACCGGAGUGAUUCACCACUAGCACAAACGCCUGACAAUUUUAACAACUUCAUGUUUGGUUGCUCAAAAUAUAUUCAAGACCUGCGUUCAAAUUCUUCGUUAAAAAAGAUACUGGUAGUAACAUCUAAAGAUGAUUCAGUAUGGCAAUCUAUAACAACAACAGCCAGAAAUCUGGAAUGGACUGUGAACCGUGUUACUAGUACGGAAGAAGCACUGGAGUGUUUUCAUAAGGGUAAUGGAGUACCAACAGUAGCGUUUGUUGAUUGCAGAUUUCAAAAUGACAAGGCUGUAGACGCACAUCAAAUAGCGAGGUCGUUACGUUCGAUUAGAAAGAAUGCUCACGUUGUACUUGUCGCUUUAGUAAGGAAAAGCCUUGUGUUGAGAAACGAAAAAGACGUUACGUCCAUUUUAACCAGUGGAUUUAAUAAGAUAAUAGUAGAAACCUGCAACAAAAAUGUAUGGAUCAAAGAGUUACAACAGCUAGAAAAAGAAGAUGUAGCGAUGCGUUCAAUGUUAGCACAACAAGACGCAGUUUUAGCUGCAUUGGACAAGACCAAAGAUCUUGUUAUCAUUACCGACCUAAAACACAACAUUCAAUACAUGAAUAAGUCGGGCUCGGUGAUUUUGGGUUAUGGCGCCGAAGACAUGAUAAACAAACCGCUGGCUGUAUUCCACCAGCUGGGUGAUAUCGACCAAAUUACCAAAAAGCUAGAGAAAAACAUCGAAUGGGAUGGUAAAGUAUCGUGGAAAUGCAAAAGCGGCGAACACGUGUACCUUCAUUGCCGAGCUUCUCCGUUUCGACCGUUUGGCAAAGAUACAACGAAUUAUAUCUACAUACAAGAAAGUAUUGUUGAUGUACAUGGUUUUCCUAGAGGAAGUGUCCCAUCCAUUCGUAAAGGUUCAUAUGACCUCAAGUCUAUUAACAGCGAUGAUUUUUCUAUAAUAGGCGCACAAUCAGCUCGAAGACAAAGUUUGGCAAAACUACACAAUUUACCACUUGAAGCACCAAUAACAAAAGUAAUUUCAUUGAUAUGUACAGCUCAAGAAAACUCGAACGACCAAGUCGUACAAAUUUUGGAUAAAGUUGUUGAUAUAUUGCGAGUUACUGAGCUAUACUCGUCACAUUUAAAAACCGAAAAUAUCAAAUACGACGAUCCCGUUACGUCAGAUCUAAUUGGAGCUCUUAUUACGCAAGGGCCUGUGCACGUGACAUCUACUCGAAGAAGCUCUAAUGAUUCAGCCACUGUUAAGAGUCAGCCUUACGGUUUGGGUGUUGCUAAAAUGAAUUUUAUGACAAGUGUAACUCCUCAAAUCAAAGAACUCUUAGACAUGUCUCUAUAUUGGGAUUUUAAUGUGUUUAAACUCGAAGAACUUACUAUGAAAAGGCCUUUGGUACAUCUGGGAAUGAAUCUACUGACACACUUUGAAGUACACAAAACAUUAGGUUGUGAUGAACGAACAUUGCACGCAUGGUUAACUGUGAUCGAAGGUCAUUAUCACGCUAAAAAUACUUAUCACAACUCCACACAUGCCGCCGAUGUUCUCCAAGCAACCGCCAUGUUUUUAGAAAAAGAUCGCAUAAAAAGGCUUUUGGAUCAAUUGGACGAAGCUUGCUGUCUGAUUGCAGCGAUCACACACGACAUCGAUCAUCCCGGAAAAUCGAGUGCGUUCUUAUGUAAUUCUAAAAACGAUUUGGCCAUUUUGUACAACGACAUAAGCGUUUUGGAAUCUCACCACGCCGCUUUAACGUUUAAGCUCACUACCAAGGACGAACGAUUGAACAUUUUUAAAGGUCUGGAAAAAGACACUUACAAAGUGGUAAGACAAAACAUUAUCGACAUGAUAUUGGCCACCGAGAUGACGAAGCAUUUCGAACAUUUAGCCAAAUUCGUGAGCGUCUGUAACAAACCAUCGACACUCGACGAAGCGCCCGUCGACGGAUUAACUCCUAGCGAAGUAAGUCCUGAGACUAUAAUGCCUACCAGUGCUGAGGAAGUAAAUCUGGUGAAGAGAAUGCUAAUCAAAUGCGCAGACGUGUCCAAUCCGACUAGACCAUUAAAAAUGUGCGUGGAAUGGGCAAAACGGAUUGCCGAGGAAUACUUUAAUCAAACUGACGAAGAGAAACUCAAUCAUUUGCCAGUGGUGAUGCCAAUGUUUGACCGAGUGUCGUGCUCCAUACCAAAAUCGCAAAUCGGCUUUAUGGACUACAUCAUAAAUGACAUGUUUGAAACAUGGGACUCGUUCAUAGACAUGCCGGAAAUGUUGUAUUACAUGAGGAGCAAUUAUCAAUAUUGGAAGGAUCUGGAAGAAAAAGGAACAAUCAGCUUUAACGACAUUUGCAAAAUGAUGACCACCACUUUGCCAAAAAUACCCGAGUCCAGUGGCAAUCACUGAGAAAAAUUAUGGUCAACGUUCUACAAACUACCGUGUCCAUCGUUAUGCGGAACAUAACGGUUGGCGGAUAAUAAUAUUUUUAAAUAUGUUGUCCUGUUAUUGUCUGAUACAAAAUAUGUCCAACGAUUCCGCCGAUGUUACAUUACGGAAAUAUUGUUUUAUAAGACUAUUUAUUUUUCGUAUCCACUGAUCAUUGAACAAAAACUAAUUAACCAACGCAAUAUUUAUCUUUAUGUAUAAAAUAUACUUCUAUUUUACUAGUGUAUGCUAUUUUAAACUUGUAUAUACUAUUACCUACCUUCAAAUUGAGUAGAUUUUUUUCUAUUAUAAUAAUUAUGAUUAUUGUUUUAUCAUCUUUGAUAAAUUAUGUAAGUUAUACUUAUACGCUAUUUUCUGCGUUUUAAUAUAAAAUAUCUUCGGUUUACAUAAAAUCGAAUUUAAAUACUAUUUGGUGUUUAUAAAUUAUUAUUGUACGUUAAAUUUUUAUUUUUUAGCAUAUUAUAGAUUUUUCGCCAAUACUUAAGGUACCUAAAAUAUUAUCAUGGUAAAUUAUUUUUGUUACCACUAAGAUUAACUAAAGACUAUUAAUAUUAUACUUUAUAUUACUUACUACGUUGUAUUGUAAAAAUUAAUAUAUAAAAAAAUACCAUUUUAUUUGCAAACAUUUUGGGUGCUUCCUGAUCUUAUGAAAUAUGUGUUUAUUGACAAAAAAAUUAGAUUUUGUUUAUACAUAGUUGAGCGUUUAUAAUUUGAAAUUUAGUCAUUCGUGUAUAUUAUAUUGCGUAUCCAAACACCUUAAUCUCUCAACUUUUACAUCAUUAUGAGUUUACAUAUAAAGAAUAUUAUGAAACUUUAAAUUGAGUUCUUUACACUCAUGUAGUUGGCUUCAAUUUUAUAAUCUAUCGUAAUGAUGAGUACAAAAAAGAUUCAAAUUAUAAUGUACUAUUUUGUUAAAUACACGAGCGCUCUUCCAUUCCAUAAUUCAAAACAUGAAUUUUCUCGUUAACCAUAUCUAUUUUUACAUUUCAACAAUAUACUUAUUAUUUUAAAAUUCUAAAUUAGUUAUAUAUAACUAUAAACUAUAAAAAUAUAUUUUAAAUGUUAUAAUAUAUUUAUUUACUAUUAUAAUAUUACAAAACCAAAUAUUUAAAUGUAUUAUUGUAUAGCUUUUGUACAUAUAAAGGCGAACCCGAAAUGUAAGUAUUAAAAUUAAAACAAUAAAAAAUAUAUUCUUAUUGUUAUAUUAUAUCAUGUUAAUAUUGGUGUAAUUGUUCAUUAAAACACAUGAUCAAAGUCAGUUACCACAUACCUAUAGUCUAUAAUGCACAUGAAAUAUAAUAUUAUAACAUGGUAUUUAAGGACUGGAUGUACACUAAAAUGAUCAAAUUGUAUUUUAUCUAAAUAAACUACUUAUAGUUAAUAAUAAUAACUUCAUGAUUAUUGUAAUAUGUAGGUAGGUACUCAUUGUACACACAUAUUAUAAUGCAUAAUAAGUUUAACAACUUUUUUAUGUUCAACAUAAUAUAAUAUUAUUUUACAUUAUUAUAAGCUUUGAAAUAUUGUGUUUUAAUAACUUAUUUAGUAUGAAAAUAACUAUACACUAUAUCAUUCUUCAUUGUAUACUUUAUGAUUAAAAAUUUAAAAACUUACCAAUAUUAUAAA
Messenger RNA from Rhopalosiphum padi (bird cherry-oat aphid), 4923 nucleotides. RefSeq names its product high affinity cAMP-specific and IBMX-insensitive 3',5'-cyclic phosphodiesterase 8-like. Gene Ontology annotation, biological process: positive regulation of ERK1 and ERK2 cascade; signal transduction. Bases 601 to 3261 code for a protein of 886 amino acids. Gene Ontology annotation, molecular function: 3',5'-cyclic-nucleotide phosphodiesterase activity. The transcript has 20 exons. NCBI's taxonomy places the organism in Eukaryota, Metazoa, Arthropoda, Insecta, Hemiptera, Aphididae. The record is from RefSeq and is a predicted model, not a curated record.